This is a messenger RNA of Scleropages formosus (Asian bonytongue), 2637 nucleotides long. RefSeq names its product ATP-binding cassette, sub-family G (WHITE), member 2c (gene abcg2c). Gene Ontology annotation, biological process: transmembrane transport. Bases 461 to 2377 code for a protein of 638 amino acids. The record is from RefSeq and is a predicted model, not a curated record. Gene Ontology annotation, cellular component: plasma membrane. Gene Ontology annotation, molecular function: ATP binding; ABC-type transporter activity; ATP hydrolysis activity. NCBI's taxonomy places the organism in Eukaryota, Metazoa, Chordata, Actinopteri, Osteoglossiformes, Osteoglossidae. The transcript is spliced from 17 exons.
ACACAGUUACAGCAGCUGUUUUUAUUUCGUUUUCGCACUGAUUUGUGCGCCAGAGCUACGCCGCCGGACGCGACUCGGCUCGACUUUCCGUGGGGGAAAAAUCGCUUUUGUGCCGUUUCGGGAACGCGGGGAGACACGCGUGAGCGCGCGCGACACGGCUGCGGCAGCCCGCGAGGCGCUUCUGUAUUUAAAUACGUGUCACGCGGUCCUCGCGCAGCUCGCGCAGCUCGCCCUACCCGCUCGGACGUCGACUAUUUUGUACCACGUGACACACGCGUCGCGAACGUAGGGCGGCGCAGGCGGGCACGUGCGGCGGCCGUGACGUUUACGAACCCUUCCGCGCCCGUUUACGACGGCGCGCCGCUGCUUUACGCUCCACUUUUCCUUCGCAGCUGGCUGCCGCCGGACACCACCACCCGCAUCAGCAGGCGGCUCCUGUCGCCGCGUCCCGGCCGCUGCCAUGGUGCCCGAAGAAGAGUCUCCGAUGGACGGAGGCCGUAAGACGGACGGUACGACCCGCGAGGCGGAGGAGAUGAAGUGCUUCAGCAUCCCCGGUCCCACCGUCACGUUCCGGAACUUGACUUACCGCAUCCGGGAGAGCGCGGGGCCGUUUCAAAGGAAGCCGACGGAGAGAGAGAUCCUCAAGAAUGUCAGCGGGAUCAUGAUGCCGGGAAUGAAUGCGAUCAUGGGACCCACGGGAAGCGGAAAAACUUCGCUGCUGGAUGUCAUCGCAGGAAGGAAGGACCCUAAAGGGUUGCGUUCCGGUCAGGUGAUGGUGGAGAACGCAGUCGUGACAUCGGACCUAAGACUUAGUUCAGCCUACGUGGUUCAGGAUGACAUUCUGAUGGGCACUUUGACUGUGAGGGAGAACCUGGCCUUCUCCGCCAACCUGAGGCUUUCGCAGCGACAAUAUUCCCACAUGGACAAGGCGGCCAAAGUGAACCAAGUGAUCCAGGAGUUGGGCCUCCAGGACUGCGCCGACACCAAGAUCGGGACGGUGUUUCUCAGGGGUGUGUCUGGAGGAGAGAAGAAGAGGUGCGGCAUCGGCAUGGAGCUCAUCACCUCACCCGCCCUCCUCUUCCUGGACGAGCCCACCACCGGCCUGGAUGCCAACACGGCCAACUCGAUAAUCGCCUUGCUGCAGAAACUGUCGCGAGACGGAAAGACCGUCAUCUUCUCCAUCCACCAGCCGCGCUAUUCCAUCUUCCGGCAGUUUGACCACCUCACUCUCCUGAACCAGGGUGAGGCCAUCUACGCGGGAGAGGCGAGCAAGGCGGUGGCCUAUUUCGAGGACUUGGGUUACAAAUGCGAGCAGUUUAACAACCCGGCCGACUUCUUCAUGGACAUAACGCAGGGAGCGAUCGGCCCCGCGACGGACGGUCCCAGCCUCGCCACGCUUACUCGGACUGCGGAGGACAAGAACCCGCUGGCCUUGCAGUACCGCCGAUCCCAGCUCUACGGCCGCACGAUGGAACAGCUGGAGCAGCUGGAGAAGAACCCCGUGAACCGUCACGACAAGGCGAGGAGGGAGAAGCCGUGCUACGCCACACCGUUUUGCUAUCAGCUCCUGCUUGUGAGCAAGCGUACGGCGAAGAACAUCUUAAGGAACCCUCAGACUUCCUACGCCCAGCUUGCCCUCAACAUCGUUUUCGGCAUCCUCGUGGGACUCAUCUACUAUCGGAUCCCCCGAACGUUACCCGAGGCUUUGCAGAACAGGAUAGGGGCUUUCUUCUUUCUGGUCAUCAACAUGGUGUUUGGAAACCUGUCUGGAGUUGAGCUCUUCAUCAGUGAGAGAGCACUCUUCAUCCACGAGAAUUCUGGCGGUUACUACCGCACCUCUGUCUACUUCCUGUCCAAGAUGGUUGUUGACCUCAUCCCAAACCGCAUCAUGCCUGUUUUUGUCUUUUCUGCCAUCCCUUAUUUCAUGAUGGGUUUUAAGCCUGAACCAGAGGCCUUCUUCCUGUUCUGUGUGACCAUGAGUCUAAUCAGCCUCUCAGCAGUCAGCUUGGCAUUCCUGGUUAGUGCCAGUGUGGGUUCCUUUGGUGUAGCCAACACCCUCAUUGCACUGCCUUAUGUCUUCAUGAUGGUUUUUGGAGGGUUUCUUGUGAACCUCAACUCCAUGUUGAGCUGGCUGUCAUGGCUAAAGUGGGUCAGCAUCUUCUACUAUGGCUUGAAUGCACUCACCAUUAACGAGCUGACAGGACAGGUGUUCACAAGCAACUACAGCAGCAUUACAGGAGAAAUGUACAUGGAUCAGCAGGCUAUAGAUUACACAACAUGGGGCUUCUGGCAGAAUGAAGUAGCCCUCUUUGGCAUCAUGUGUCUCUGCAUGCUCUUCUCAUACAUCCAACUGUGGAGGAUCAAGCGCUGGAAGUGAGCACUGACUAAUCAAGGAUACUGCUCUCUCUCCUGUGAGCUUGCUGAAAAGCAGUAAUUAACAUGCUGAGGUAGUGUGGCACCUAUCCUCAACCCUGCAGUCUUAUAGUGGUUAUGAUAUUGUGCUACAGCUGUUCAACAUCCACCCACCCUUUUCCCCCUGCAAUUCCUCCACACUGCAGUAUAAGAUCACUUACCUUUAAUGGAGUUAAAUGACAGCUCUGACUUAUCAAUUCAUUAAAACCAGCCACUACACACAAA